AUGUCCCUCGAGGAGCCCGGGAGCCUGCCCGGGGCGGGGAUCCCGCACCGCCUCGGCCUGCGCGAUGCUGAGGUAAACCCGGGGCCCUCUGCCCCAGACGCAGCACCUGUGGAGCAGAGGCCUGACCGACCCUGCUCCGGGCGGACCCAGGGAGCAGCGCACUGCGUGCUCAGCGCCCUGCGACCGGCCUGGCCGCCAGCCUAUCAAAAUUUGCGGCAGAAAGUAGACAACUUUGUAUCGACCCACCUGGACAAACAGGAAUGGAAUCCAGCAAUGAACAAAAACCAGUUACGAAAUGGGCUAAGGCAGAGUGUGAUUCAGUCAGGAAUGCUGGAAGCUGGAGUGGACAGAAUUAUUUCUCAGGUGGUGGAUCCAAAACUAAACCACAUCUUCAGGCCUCAGAUAGAGAGGGCAAUUCAUGAAUUUUUGGCUGCACAAAAGAAAGAGGAAAGUGUGCCAGCUCCUCCUCCUCCAGAGCCUGAGAAUAAGGAUCCUCCUGCUCCAUCUCAGGAUGCCUCCUAAAGUGAGUUCCUGAUACUAAGCAGCUGCAGAAUACGUGUCCUGUUAGAUUGGCAAUGGAAUACUUGUUCCAUUUGGUGCAGGAUUGCUGUCUGCCAAAGAUGAUUUACCUUUGUCAGACCCGUGGG
Messenger RNA from Opisthocomus hoazin, 647 nucleotides. The record is from RefSeq and is a predicted model, not a curated record. NCBI's taxonomy places the organism in Eukaryota, Metazoa, Chordata, Aves, Opisthocomiformes, Opisthocomidae.